Molecule: messenger RNA, 9321 nt
Organism: Nezara viridula (southern green stink bug)
Lineage: Eukaryota; Metazoa; Arthropoda; Insecta; Hemiptera; Pentatomidae
Source: the annotation of a GenBank genome assembly
CUUUCACCAUUUAGCAAAUCGAAUUUAAUAUAGCCAAUGUGACUUAAAUAAGCCACUGAUUUUUGUAUUGAGUGGUAUUAGUAAGUGUAUUACACUGGGGACGAGGGAACCAAGCGGGCUAACGCGUGGGCACCACACCACAGGCCCGUCAACCUGACAACCGAGGUUUAGAGGAAAAAAAAUUAUUACGAGUUCGCGUACCAGUCCCGGGAGCAGAGAGAGAAAUACUUUAUUUAAAGCAGUGCUGCCCUACUAUAUAGGGUUGCUCGAUAUACAGCACCCAUCAAUCCUUUUUUUUGGACAUAGCACUUAAUUAUAUGUUUAUAUAUAUACAAAUUCUUUUUCAUAAUACACAGCAUAAACAAUAUCAAUACUGUAAUAUACUAAUACACACAAUUACAAUCAUACAAUAUAUACAUAUUUUGGUAAAACCAAUACAAGACAGUUUAGUAAAUUUAUACGGCCAAAAAAAAAUAUAUAUAUAUGGUAUUUGAAUGCAAAUUUUAUAACCAGAAAACUAGAAUGCAUACACAGCAAGUAACAUAGUCCCAUGAACAUAUACAAAAAGAUAUGGUCACUUAAAUCUUUUAAAAUUGAAUAAAUAAAUAAAUAACUCUGGUAUAAAUCCCCUGGCCAGGGAAAACCCCAUAUAUCCAAAAGGCGAGGAAGGGGUGGACGAAUAAAAAAAAAGUGUGUUAAGCCAAAGUUCACUGCCUGACUAAGUCCAUCAAUUUUAAAUAAAUAAACUUAAAAAGAGAAAGUAGGAUUUGAAUGUAGUUCAUUUAACAAAGGAACCAAGUGCUACUUGGUAUGCUGGUAUACUCCUUAAGCUACCUUUUACCAAUUUAAAUUUUGCAUCUAUCAGUUAAAAUUAUAGAAUAAAAAUACAUAACAAGUUGUUAUGUAUGUGUUAGUUGGUAUGUCUGUGUUAUUAACAACAGAGACAGAUUCGUAUUUUAAGAUGUUUUUCCAAAUCAUUUUAAGCGAUAAUUUUAACUGAUGUAAAAUACUUCUUUUGAGUAAAUAUUUAUUUCAAUCUAUAAUAUAUAACUUUUAUUGCUAAAUAUUAAUGGAUGCAAUCAUUAGUGAAAUUUAUAGGAGAUAUUGCAUAUGGUAUUAAUAGAUAAUCCAUCGGUAUUAAUAGAAAUAAUUUGGUUUUGUAAACUGAAAAAAAACAUAACUAAUAUUAAUUAUAAAAUUUUGUAUUAAACACCACCAGAGCCACAUAUCAAAAUAAAUAAAACUUUAAAAAACACACUCAUUGCAAUAAGGUUUAUGGUUUAAAGUGCAAAAUUUUCUUCUCAUCAACACCUGCAACUCUUUUUUAAGAGAAGCAGGGAGGUCUAAAUGUGGGAUAUCUUCAAUACUAGAAACUAGAUCUCUUAUCACCUGUAAGGAUCUCAUUUUCAGAGAAUACAGUGGAUAUGUUAUUGGAAUUAUUCUUCUAAUUGCUACUUCAGUGCCUUGAAAUCUUGGUUCUAUCUUCCUGGCAAGUUCAUUUUCUUUUUUCCACGACUGAGGGUAGAAAACCAAGUUCCAUUCUCCCAUCAAUCUGUCUCCAUUAUCAUUGUUUUCAAAAAUCCAUAAGUGAGUGACAAAAGUAUUUACAUCUAAAAAGUCACCAGGUCCAAUUGUGUUAUACAGCUUUUUUUUACCCUCAUAAUCAAGCCAAUAAAUUCUGACUUUAUAUUUAGUGAAAUUUAUAAAUCUUACAAAAGCUGGUAUAAGGCUGGUUUUAGAACAAAGUUUGCCUUCUUCUAAAGUUCCUGAUGACAGCUGCAUAAUAUAAAAAAUAAAUUCAUUUCAGUUGUUAAAAAAACUGAUAGUCUGUUAAACAACUUUAUUUCACAACACAACAAGAUACCCGUACUCCAUGUAACCUCAUGUAACCUCGUGUAAACAACUUAUGACAAGAAUUCCUUAUUACCAACCACACAACAUAAAUAUCUCUCAUGUCUCUUAAUCUUGGAAUUUCCCACACGGAUACGUGAGAAUGGGUAUAACAUUUUUUUAUAUGUUCGGUUUUAAUACCAGCUAGUUAAGUACUGUAAAUUUGUUUUGUUUUUUUAUUUUAACUUUAAUAUUUUAUGAAGUUUGUAAUAAUGUUAAUUUUUGUGAUAUGAAUACUUGACGUUUUAUUGGUUAAGAUAACAUUCAUCUUAAACUGAUGUUAUGUCUUUAUACUAUUCCUUGUUAAAACUAGGAACCAAGGUAGUUUAAAUAUUGAACUUUAUAUAAAUAAUGAAUUAUGGCUGUGGAAUUAGAUGUACCAUAUAAACAAGGAUAUCUGUGGAUUCCACCAAAUGGACAAGUGAAAAAGGUUGUGACUAAAACAAAAAUCCAUUAUUUUGCUGGUAGUUCUGAAUGUGAUAUGCUUGACUGGAUUUCUGCUUUCCAAAGUGUAGCAUUUCAAGACUCUGCUUCCAGGCAGACAAUAGAAGAAGACAAUGAGUUGUAUUGCUCAUCUGGAGGAGAUGCAGGAGUUUAUAAGGUGAUACUGGUUCCAACUGAAGCCUCAAAACGCUGUGAGCUGUCCCCGGGUGAUUAUACCCUGGUAGUUUCAACUGUAGCUCUUCAGCUGAAGCAAAUAAGAGAUAAUAGCAUUCUAUUCACAUGGCCCUAUAGAUAUAUUCGUCGCUAUGGGCACAAAAAAGGAAGAUUUACUUUUGAAGCUGGCCGAAAGUGUGAAAGUGGAGAAGGGACUUUUGACCUCGAACAUCGCUCACCACAAGAUAUUUUCCGCAUGAUGUGCUCUAGAAUGGCUUCAAUGAAACAGCUUUUGUCAAGUCGAGACAAUUUACUUGGUGACUCCCAGUUUCAGCAUGCAUUAGGAAUGCAUGCUAGAUCCCGAAGCCCUCUGCCCCCUUCUCCUACAUCAACUACACCAAUACCACUACCACCACGUAAACCCCCAAGAAUGCAUCCCCCAAUCCAGAAAGUGGAAAUUAUAGAACAUUCUUCACUUCCUAAAAUAGAAAUAAAAGAUACAGAUAGUAAGGAAGAUUCUUGGAAGUCGGUUGAAGCACCAAAUAAUCUCAAAGUAUUAAAUCAUGAGAAAAAUUCUAAUAAUUAUGAUAAGCUAAAUCAUUUUGGCUCAAUUUCUCGGAUAAAUUUAGAUCCUUCUUAUACCCAGGUUACCUUUACUGCAGAUUGGAACUCACCUCAAGUUGUCGAAGAUCAUGGAGGUUAUGGAAUAAUAAGAAAGAGGAACCAAACAGACCAUACUAUUUCUAACGAUUUAGAAUAUGCUGUAGUAUGUAAACCUCACCGAGUUUAAUGAAUUUUAUUUUUUAAACUUAAAUGGUUGUUGGUUUAUAUAAAUGUUAUUUUAUUUGGUUGUUAAGUUUUUUUUUUUACUUAUAUAGGUGUUUUUGUAAGAGCUAUUAUUUUAUUUACUCAGUAUUCUAGGUAAUUAUUUUUGUGCAAUAAUUUUCUGCAGAUUUUUUUUUCAUUGAAGGCGUAGGCUUAAGUCAUUUUAAAAAUAGAUAUAAUUAUAUCCAUAUGAAAUAUUUCUUCAUUGACUGAAUUAAUUGCUUAAACAUUUAACUUAAUUAUUGGCACAUAGAUGCAAAAAUCAGUCAAAUCCUUUAAUAUAAUAUAAUAAAAUAAGGCUUUGUUUUGAGAGUUAGACCAAUUUCCAAUUUUUUAAAACCAUAUGAGCAUUUUUAAACUUUCUCACUGACUGUAAUAAAAAUGAUAAGUUCCUGACUUUUCAAUAAAUAUACAAUAUUGUGUGUAGGUAAACAACUUAAGGAAAACCCUUUUAGUGUUCAAGCAACUUUUCAUUGCUAAAAUAACAAUCGACAUAUGAAUUAGCGUACACAAUUGAGAGAAUAUGAAACUAAUCUGAAGUUAGAAAAAAAAAAGGGAAGAAAAAAGAACCAAGAUGAUCUUCUCAAGGUUUCAGCAUAACUCCUGGCCUAAACUCUGUUCACAAUUGCUCUCCCUUGAUUUUUUUGCCUGUAGGUGUUAGUAAAAAUGAUUCUGAAAAGGGGGAGGGAAGAAAUUAGAUGAUAUAUAAUUUAUUUUAUGGAUUUAUAGGAUUAUUUUAAUUUAAAUCCUGGACAUAUAAUAUUUGUAGUUUUAAAUUUUUCAUUUUUUAACUUAAGCAUUCUUAGUAUUUCAGUUUAUUCAGGUGUGUUUGCUGCUAGUCUGAUACCAUAUUAAAUUAAAUUUCUUUAAAGGAUAUCAAUUAUUUAAAUUUUAAGUAUUUCUUUUAGAUAAAAUGUUACAGUUUUUUGUGGUUUCACAUUAAAUGCCUCAUUUAUUACAAGAUCUUUUUUUUUUUUACAAUAAGGAGUAAAAAGAUGGAAUAUAUUUUUGUUGCAUAUACUGUGGUACUAAAGUUAUUUUUUCUGAAUACAAGUAAAUAGAAGAAAAAAAGUUCCUGCUAUUGAUAAUUUUUUUUUCUUGUUUUCUUGAUCCAAUGUUGAUUUUCAUAUUUAACCUUGAUUUAUUAUAAUUCCUUAUUUUCUUUCUAUGUUCACUUAUUCUAAUGUGCAAACUCAGAUAAUAUUAUUAUUUCCACAUUUAAUUGAGUUUAUUCACCUUUCGAAAAGGCAAAUCAUUUGUUAAAAUAAUAUUUAUUGGUUUAUAGCAAUUUUUGUUUAGGUAAAAUAAUAUUCAUUGUGACUGACUAUAUGGGAAAUUUAAGAGUUAGGUUCUCAAACUAACCACUGAAUAGUUACAGUUUAAAAAACAAUUUUUCAAGCUGAUAGGUUGUGGGUCAAGAUUGGAGGAUGUGGCACAAAAAGGUUAAAUUUUAUAUAUUUUUUUAUGUUGAAAUGGGGAGCAGGAUAACUCAGUGGAUGGGCACUGACUUCCAGAGCUCAACGUCACAGGUUCGAAUCUGGCUGAUAGCUAGUAACUUUUCAUCAGCUGUGGGUCGACCCUAGAGCAAAUCCAGCCUCUAUAAAGUGGGUACUCUUAAUUAAAUAAUAAUUAAGAGGUAAAACUUGGCAGUUGAGUGUGACAUUGUUCUGUCACCUCUCUGCAGAACGGUUGGCCUUGUAACAGUACUUCCUCACAUUGUACUGAAUCCAAGACACUUCAUGGGUUGUUAGUGGUACAGAUUUUUUUUUUAUGUUGAAAUGGAAGAUUGUUGAAUAUAAAUUGUCCUUAUGACCUACUAACUUUUUUUUCUUUUUAUAUUAAAUACUACUCUCCUUUUUUCUUUUCCUAUUUAAUUUUCCUUUUGUGACAUUCAGUUUUGUUUCAGCGAACAGUCAAUAUAAUCAACCAAUUUUUCUAAUCACCGAAAGUUCUUCUAGGAACAAAUAUUCUUAAUGCAGCAUGUAUAUUGGUCUUGUCUUUAUAAGUAUUAUAAAUGGUUGCUUUAUUACAAUUGAAGUUGUUAUAGAUUAGAUAUAAUCUUUAUAUAAGAGAGCAUACGUUUUUAAUGAUAUAAUUCUAUAACAAAUAACUUGAAAUUUGUAAUUGUAAAGAAAUUUAUUAGAUUUUUAAUCCGUCCAAGAUGAAAAAAAGUGAAUGGUGCUUACGAACUUUCUAGUUAUAAAGAUUUCAAAAAGAAAUAGAUAAGGCGCUGGGUGUUUUCUACAGAGCAACUCAGAAUUAUUGCUUAGAUAUCUAAAAGAAUUAGAAUCACAAAACUUCUGAAAAAAAAAACAAUGAAAACAAACACAGCUCUAUAGAUAUAAGUAAAAACAAGAAAGAUUACGGGUGGUGGUGGAAGCCUGACUGUUUUUUGCACGCUCCAUUGCCUCCAGUUUCAAGUAUUUUUAAAAUUGAUGUGUUUAACUGAUUAUUAAUUGCUUACAUUUCAUGAACUAUGUGAAACUUUUUCGACUAUUGAUUUAAUUACUUCCGGUUAAAUGAUGAACUUCUGUUUGUUUUAUCUAGAAACUAAUGAUCUUUUACAGAAUAAUUUUUAUGUUGAAUAGUUACUUUUCAGUAUCUAUCGUGAUUGUUAGCAAAUAUCAUUGACAAAAACAUAUACAGAAGAAGAAAAGUCUUUAUUGGUAUAGCCUAUACAAAUUAUAAAACAAGAAUAUUUAUUAAAAAAUUGUUAUUCUGGAUUCAACAUGAUCUGAAAUAUUCUUUCUAAGGUCAUCAUGGUGUUUGAGCCUUCAGACCAUAAGCACGUUAGUGGCUUACUUCACAGAUGUUAUAAGUAACAAUUUAAAAAGUUUUGGAAAAUGCCUAAUCUAGGUUAGCACAUUUUCUUUAAAUAAACAUAAAAUAUUUUUACAAAUUAUCAAAUACAAUUAAUAAAUAUGGAAUUACAGGAUGUGGUCAAAUCUUAAUUUUUUAAAAUGUCUAAUUGUAAUAUAGGCACUUGCAACAUCUGUGUGGUUGAUCAUUGAUUUAUGGGGAUUUCAUUGAACAUAAUAAUUUACAUGUUGUAAUGGUAUAUUAAUUUGAAAACUUAAUGGUUGACCGUUGUAUAUUUUAGAGGAAGGGGAUGGUCCGGGGUGACGGUCAUAAAUUCAUUUGUUUAUGAAAUGGGUUUGAUUUUAGGAAGUUUAAAAAAAUACAAUAGGUAGCUCUUAAGAAUUAAUUAAUUCAAUACUUGUUCAAGUUUUUAAGAGUAAAACUGUUUUUGUUUUCAGUAUUUUAUGAUAAUUUAACUAGUUAUCCUGUCUUUGCAUGUAUUAUAUUUUGCAUUUGUUUAACUCAUCAUUAUGUCAGUUCAGUUUGAAGGCCAUAGAGGAUUACACCAAUUUUUUCACUUGAAAAAAAUGGUGAUUGUAUUUAUUCAUUGUCACAAUGUUUACCAUAUAAUUACUUCAAAAUAGUAAUAACUUAGCCUAUCAGAUAUGAUCAGCCUCCUAUCAUCAUUGACAGAAUUAUUUAUUUUAUUUUUUUUCUAGGAUGGUAAAGAAAUUCAUUCCUUAAUAAGGCCUUGUUAAAUUCAAAAUGAGAUUACCUGUGACUAGUGUUAAUUUAUCAUAGUAACACUUGUCACUAAUCGUGAAGGUAAUUUAGCUAUUAAACAGUAAUUGAAAUUAAAUGGUUUAUUACUAGUUUACAGCAGAUUUCAUUUUUAUACAGUUUUUGUAUAUUACCUUUUUAUAUCUUCUAUACUCGUAUUUUUUUUAUAAAUAAAAGAUGUUCUUAUUUUAAAAUGUGAUUACUUACCGUUUUCAUCAACCAAAAUAAAGAUAGAUAAUCUAGGUACAAUUCGACAAGUCACAAGUGUUAUUAAAUGGAAUUACUUAUAAAUUUCUUUGCUCAAUGAAUUGCUUAUAAAUUCUCAUAAAUUUUUUUGCUAAUGCAUUUUAAUUUUAUUUUCAUUUUUAGUUGUUAUCAUGAAAUUGCGAGAGGCUCGAAUAUUGCAAAUAAAUUUAUUAUGCUGAUGACUUAUUGCACAUAAAUUCUCCAUAAUAAUCUCAGAAUAAUUAUACGAAAAAUAAAAAGAGUUAAGUAAUUACUGUUUUUAUGUAAUACACAAUAAUAAACUUGUUUUCUUCUUGAUAAUUAUUAUCAUAAUAUAUUUUUGAUGGUAACACUCGUGAAAGCAAAUUUAGACUAAAUAUUUUUAUUAAUAUAAAUAACUAAAAACUUUGAUGACCUCCCACUAUGUAUAGUAAUUGUUCAUUAGGAUAAUAACAACAAAAAGUACUGACCAAAGUUACAGCUUCAGAUGUUUUUAGGCACUUCAUCAGCAGUUUAUUUAAAACUAAUUAUCAUUACUGAACUGAUCUAUUAAAAAGUAAUUAUUAUUUUAAAUGAAAUCCACCUAUGGGUCAUUUUAUUUAUGGCCUUAUUUUAUUUCAAUUUAGUAUUAUUGAAUCGUGUACCUGUGAAUUUCAUUGGAUUUAUUUCUGAGUACCUUCAUUUGUUGAUGUUUUCAUCUUAUUUCAUUGUGUCCUUUAUUACUGCACACUUCUUCUAGAAGAACUAUUUAAUUCUUUUAAUAUGGCUCGAGCAACUCUACUUUUUGAAUUAAGGCUAUAUUCCAUUAUAUACUGACAUAUGAUCAGUGAACCUCAUAUUAAUAAUUUUUAAUGAUCACUGUAGUUACUGAAAUGUAAUUUGAUGUACCAAUUCUAUAAAAGACCCAGAACUAAUUCCAUUCCAGUAUUUUCAUCCUGCCAAAUUUAUGUAUUGUAAUAAUCCUUCGCUGUAAGAUAUUGUUGUAUCUAAGAAUUUUGUAAUAACAUAAUUAUUUUGGAAUAUAUUUUUGUAGAAAAAUUAUAAGAGGAUUUGGAAUUAUAUUUUUAAAAUGUCAAUAAGUCUUAAUUUAUAUGAAAAGUUUAGAAUGUGUAAAGAAGAAAAAAUAUUAUAUAUAUUUUUUUUUGUACAGUUGUUAACUUAAUUAUUUCAAUGUGUUAAAAAUUAAUGAUCUCAAUAAUUUUAUCUUUGAAUUAAUUUUUUCUGAAAUCUAUAGUAUAUGGAUAUGUUUAAAAUUUAUUGUCUAGCUUCACAUAUAAAUGAGCUCCAUUCAAUCACUGUGUUUUAGCAUUUUCACCUUAACAAUAUUAGAUAAUAUACUAGUUUUGAAAAUUAAAAAUUUUUUAAAAUAUUUCAUGUUAUAUAUAAAAUAUUAACUAUUUCUUUUUUAAAUAUUAAGCUUCAUAUUAAUUUGAUAGUUGACAAAAGAUGUUUAAGAAAAUGCUAAAAUCAUUACAGUUGAUGAAAUUGUUAACUUCCACUGUUCACAAUUUGACUGCAACAAUUGUGCACAUUUUAAACUAUAUUCUUAACAAUGUUUUACUUUUCCUUUCUUUAAAUAAAAGAGACUGAUCAUUUUACAUUUAUUAUCAUUGGAUAUACAAUUUUUUAUUUGUUAAAUGUGUAUAUAAUUUCUAUUUUCUAAAAUAUAUGUAAUUUGGAUAUCAAUUGCACAAAAAGUUGUUCUUUUUAUUUUUCAUUGUAGAGCAUAAAAGUUGCAUUUUUUUGUUUUAUUUUUAUUGAAUCGUGUGUUAUGUGCCAUUAUUUUAAAGACUUAUUAAUUUGCUCAGGAGAACCAUAGAACUGUGAUUGGUUUGUAAUACGAGAGCUUUCUUAUAAGUAAUUAUCAUUUUUUUUUAAUUAGUUGCUUCCAUUAAGUUUAAUAUUUUCCCUUAUUAUAUUGUUUUUUAGACUCAUUAUACUAUUUUUAUUUUUUUUGUUAUAUUUGGCUAUAUUAAUUGUUUUAUAGCUAAAUAAUUUUAAACUUCAGUGGAUGUAUAUCUUUUAUUGAUAAUUUGUAUACUACAGUUGUAUACUUAUCAAUAUAUACUUUUAUAAUUGUUGUUUUUAUUUGAUUUUAGUUACCUUUGCUUAAUGAGGUUGUGACUAGUCUAUUCUCAAUUUUAAGAAAACCAUUUUGAAAAUUUGAUUUGCUAAAAUUUUUUUUCAUAAUGAACAAAAUGUUUC